This is a messenger RNA of Megalobrama amblycephala (Wuchang bream), 1029 nucleotides long. Its product is annotated as protein NLRC3-like. The transcript is spliced from 3 exons. NCBI's taxonomy places the organism in Eukaryota, Metazoa, Chordata, Actinopteri, Cypriniformes, Xenocyprididae. Bases 1 to 1002 code for a protein of 333 amino acids. The record is from RefSeq and is a predicted model, not a curated record.
AUGUUUAGAUCAAAUCUGAGGAAGAAGUUUGAGUGUUUGUAUGAGGGAAUAUCAAAGCAGGGAAACCCGACACUCCUGAAUGAGAUCUACACAGAGCUCUACAUCACAGAGAGUGAAAGUGGAGAGAUCAGUAAUGAGCAUGAGGUGAGACAGAUUGAGACACAACCAGCAGCAGCUGAUCUUGUCCCCUCUGAGUGUGUCCAUCGAGUGACAGAGGUACGAGGAUUCAGUGAGCCACAGAAGGAGGAAUACUUCAGGAAGAGAAUCAGUGAUCAGAGUCUGGCCGACAGGAUCAUCUCACACCUGAACCACUGUUCUAGAGAAGAUGUGAGUGAAGCAGAGAGAGGAGAGAUUCCCAAGAAAGUGAAAGAUGAAGACAUGAUCCUCAAACUGGGGAAACUGGCUUAUCAGCAGCUUGUGAAAGGAAACCUGAUCUUCUAUGAGGAAGACCUGAGAGAGUGUGGCAUUGAUGUGACAGAAGCAUCAGUGUACUCAGGAUUGUGCACUCAGAUCUUCAGAGAGGAGUUGGGCUUGUAUCAGGGGAAAGUCUUCUGCUUUGUUCAUCUGAGCAUUCAGGAACAUCUAGCAGCUCUAUAUGUGCACCUCUUUUUUAUAAAGAACUAUUCACAGUUUUUGACUAGUGUGUCCUCUGACCUCUUUUUCAUAUAUACUUUAUCUGACUUACAUCAGAAGGCUGUGAAUGAAGCUCUACAGAGUAAAAAUGGACAUCUGGAUCUUUUCCUGCGGUUUCUUCUGGGUCUGUCAGUAAAGUCUCAUCAGAUUCUCCUUCAAGGACUAAUGAAACAGACAAGAAGCAGAUCAGACAGCAAUGAGGAAACCAUUGAGUUCAUCAAGAAGAAGAUCAGGUCCAUUGACUCUCCUGAGAAAUCCAUCAAUCUGUUCCACUGUCUGAAUGAACUGGGUGAUCAUUCACUAGUGGAGGAAAUACAACAGUAUCUGAAACCUGGAAGAAUAAGAGAAGCCAAACUCUCUUCAUCUUAAUGGUUAAUUUAGUAAAUUACAGGCCAA